Messenger RNA from Diatraea saccharalis (sugarcane borer), 1611 nucleotides. The record is from the annotation of a GenBank genome assembly. Lineage: Eukaryota; Metazoa; Arthropoda; Insecta; Lepidoptera; Crambidae.
UAGUGUUGCUAAAGAUAAACCGUAUAUUACAGAGCCAUAAAGUAUCUAAAGAUUUCUGUCAGAACAAAAGUUCAAUCAAUCUUUCAUUUGUUUCAGGUCACUAAAUAAGCUGCUCCACACGCAUGACGAAACAUGGAGAGCGCAGGCAACAAUACCACAUUAUAUGACGACAGUACAAUUUAUCCCAGUGAACUUGUAUUACAGAGAAAAUUUAACAUUGCCAAAGAUAUGUUUAUGAAAAUCGAAGCAUGGCCUAUAGAGAAAUGUUUAGAAAUAAUAAACGACACAGAAAUUCAUAAUACAACGUUACAAGUACAUACUCAUAAUGGUUCACAAUUUAUGUGCUUGGAUCAUGCACCCGUUCUGACAAAAAGUACAGUAAUAAGAGCGAGCAUACUCUCAGCUAUGGCGAUACUAUCAUUGUUUGGUAAUUUAGCCACAAUAAUAAGUUUGAAAAGAGGCAAACGUAGUAGAGGACGAGCACGUCCCUCAUGGACAGCGAUAUAUAGUCUUAUAUACCAAUUGAGCAUAGCUGAUUUACUAGUUACCGUGUUUUGCCUCGCUGGAGAGGCGGCUUGGUUGUUUGCCGUGCAGUGGUACGCAGGGAAUGUAGCCUGCAAACUGUACAAAUUCCUACAAAUGUUUGCUCUGUAUUUGAGCACCUUCAUUCUCGUUCUAAUUGGAGUGGACCGGUGGCUGGCCGUCAAAUACCCCAUGAAGAGUAUGGCUACUGCCACUAGAAGCGGGAAAUUGGUCAUCGUAGCCUGGGUCCUCAGUUUUUUAUUGAGUAUUCCGCAGGCGGUGGUCUUCGGCGUGGCAAAGGGGCCAUUCAUCGAAGAGUUUUACCAGUGCGUGACACAUGGUUUUUAUACGGAGAGAUGGCAAGAGCAAGCUUACACUACACUGUCUCUAGUGUUUAUGUUCAUUCUACCUCUUGUCAUACUCGUUUCUACGUACGUGUCAACAGUACGAACAAUAGCAAAAAGCGAAAAAGUCUUCCAACCAGAAGUGAGAAGGCAACCAAAUUAUUUAACGCCAGAUAUAAAUAGAAGAAAACUUAUAGACAGAGCCAAAAUGAAAUCCUUGAGGAUGUCAGUUGUCAUAGUCGCCGCCUUCAUAGUGUGGUGGACUCCAUACUAUGUAAUGAUGGUCAUAUUUAUGUUCUUGAAUCCAGAUGAAAAUUUGAGCGAAGAGUUGUUGACUGGAAUAUUUUUCUUCGGGAUGUCAAAUAGUCUAGUCAAUCCAGUGAUAUACGGGGCAUUCCAUUUAUGGCCGAAGAAAAAAGUGUCAAGACAUAGUGACAGGUAAGAUAUCUUUUUAAAGUACAACGCUAUUAAGGUGAAGCUAGAUAAGUAACUCUUUUUUAUAUGUUUAUUACAGUUCUUAUAAUACAACUUUGAACAAAGACCUUUGAACAAAAUAAUAUUAUUUCAGAGGCUAACGACUGUCAAACUGAAGUAAUAACAUUUCAUUGAAUUUAGAACGUUUACCUCAUGACUUUUAUUAUAAAAUUUUAUAGGUAGAACUCGGUAAGUUAUAUAAUUAUAAAAAUUAACUGCGAUUGAUUGAUAUUAUUACUUUCUGUACUUCAGAUGUUCCGAAAUUCCAACC